AUGGCACAGCAGCAAUAGUUGAUGAGCAGCUAAUCACCUAUGGAUGAUGAUAUGAUUGGGGCUAUUAAGAUCAAAGAUGCUCUAUUUAUUGGAGACGAAUUCGCUGCACAGGACUUAGAGUUUGUAGUAGCCAAUAAGGUCACUCAUAUCGUGAACUGCGCUGGAAAGCAAGUUCCUAAUCACUGGGAGCCCAUAGGUGUCGCCUACAUGACAUUUUACUGGCUUGAUUAAGAAAAUCAGAUACUGUUUGAUCCUUCAGAUGAGACAACCAAUAAAAUUUAUGAUUUUAUUGAUGGAGCAUUAGGCAAUGCUGAGUCAGUUCUUGUGCAUUCAGUGCGAGGCCAAAGCAGAUCAUCUUGUGUAAUUGCAGCUUAUCUAAUGCGAAAGUACAAGUGGUCUCUGCUAAAGACCUUAGAAUUCCUGAACUCAAGAAGACCAGAUCUUGAGAUAAGAGCCACUUUUAUCCAUCAGCUCUCAGCUUAUGAGGCUCGUCUUCAUAAAACAGGUAACGGCCCUAAAACUCAAAAAUGGACUGAGAUUUCAGAAGAGAAUUGCUUCUUAGAGAGUGAAGAGUUGCUUCUAAGAAAUACUUUCUUAAACGCUUAGAUGGGACCUAUUGCAUAGUUUAAUCCUGCUUUAUUGAACGAUUAAAUGAAUCCAAAUUAAAAAUUAAAAUGGAUAGAUGAGCAUACUAAUGGCUAGGAACUUUUAGGUUAAGAGGGAGAUCCAGAGAUGGAUUUGUGUUUGAAAACUCACAUUGAGGAGAUAACUAUUCAUAGAAGAAUUCAUCCUAAAAGUGUAAAGACUGCAAUCAAGGUUCCAGUCUGUUAAAAUUAAGUCAUGAAAAAUUUUCCAUCGAUGUAUUAUACUGCAGAAUAACAUUAGCAAUUAUAAUAAUAGCAGCAAUAGUAAAACAAGGCAAAUCACAAUUAAUAAAAUUCACAAGAGAAACCAAAGUAAAAUAGCAAUCAAAAUUCAUUGUAAAACUCAGGUCAUAUAGUAUUGAAUCAGAAUCAAGUUAAAAUGAAUCCAUUGAGCAAUGUAUAGCAGAGUAACCAAUAGCCUCAGUAAUUCUAAGAUUUAAAGCAAGGAAGUUUUGAUAAAAGACAAAUUAAGGUCGUGCAGCCAGGUUAAAUUUCAAAUUAGUAGUAGUAAUAAUAACAGCCAACAUCAUAGCCAUAGUUGUAAUAGAUUAGAUAGCCUUAAAUGUUUUACCCAAAGGUAGAUGACAGUGUACACAGUGAAGACCUAUCAGAGCUAAAUAAUGAAGUUAUACAAUAAAACAAUAGAUAAUCAGUCUAAAAGAAAUCUAUCAACACGAUUGGAAAUGUUGUUGUGCCAUAAAUGAACCCUGCCACUAAUAUCAGUUAGCUUGAUAAUAAGUACCCAGUCCUUAAUCAGCAUAAUCAAUAGCAGUAAUAAUAGUAAUAGAAUAGUAUUCCUCAAUAGUAGUAGUAAUAAGUCUAAAAUUAAUAAUAGAAUUAAUCCUAAGGCAGAGUUUAAAAUUAUCAACCAAUAUCGAAUCAAAUAAAUGCACCUUAGGUUAAUCCUAUGAUAAACUCUGAUACAAUGAAGAACUAAAACCCUCAAUUUUCCGGUAAUCAAUAGAUGCCAGUAAACAAUGAAUUGAUGAGGAAAAAUUUAGAUGAGUAGAGAAGAAUACAUUAGAUUGCAACAUAAAUGGGUGCCUAGUAAUAGGUGAUAUAAACGACAUCACAAAUGCAAUAAGUUCAACCUAAUGUGACUAACAUUAUAAAUAACAACAAUAUUAAUAACUUUUUCAUUCAAAACCCUCCCAUUGAUAUCUUGAAUAACAAUGCUGAUAGAAAGUAAUAACCCUAAUUGUAAAACCAAGGAAUACCAUAGAAGAUUUAAAUUUAGAAUAGAUCAGAUAAUCCUUAAAAGAUAUAAAUUGUGCAUUAAAGCUAAGUAUAAUAAACAUUUAAUCCUCAACAAGUUUCAUUAAAUCAAAGACUUCAGCAGUCAACUGCUACAGCAUCAAAAUAAAGAAGUGGGUCUGCAAGACCCAUUCAAAAUAUUAACGGAGAUGCUGAGCCAUUAGCCUCUAAUAACAACUAAAUCAUAAAUACAGACAAUUCUGAGAGCAAUGUUAUGAAUCCUUAAAAAUUAUAAAAUAUAAACGAAAUAUCUAAAAAUGGAAGUGCUAAUGCUAAGCCAUAAUAAAUCGUUAAGAAAAAAAGAGGUGAAUCUCCAUAGAUUCAAACUAUGGUGAAUAAGUAUGGAGGUACUAAUGCAGCUAGUGGGACUUCAAACAUGUAUCAAUAACUUUAAAACUAGAUUAAGACAUCAUAGAAUAGAAUAAUUACAACUUAAGGUUAGUAACAGCCGUUGAUUUAAUCUGCAUAACCAAAAAUCAACGGAUUUGGAAGUGCAAGAGCAGGAGCAACAUAGUUAAAUAAUUAAAGCAAAGGAACUACUAACGGAAGUUAGGGAAUAAAGUUGAAUUCAUUCAGAGGUGGACCAGUGAAGGCGACUUAAAACGCCAUUGAUUCAAAAGGACCGAUAUAAUUGAAUAAAUCUGGAGGACAGCCAAUUAGUAGCUAAAUCUAAGGAUAACCUCAACAUUAGUAAAGACCGAAUAGUUCAAAGCCAGUUUUGAAAAAUAGUUUCAAUAAUGAUAACUCAAAUAAUAUGACAGCUAACAUUAAUGAAAGCAACAUUGCUUUAGGUCAGGUUAUUCAAGAGUCAUAAUAGAAAAGGCCUUAAAGCACGGGAAAUAGACCUUCCUCCCCAGGCACCGGCAAGAUAAUAAAAACUAACAAUCAGGACAGUUCUCAAAGAUCAUAAUCAAAAGGAAAACCCAGACUAAGAAGUGCAAGUCCGGGUCAGAAUAACAACUCAGUAGGAUAAAAUUCUAAUCCAACCUAGUAACCAUCAAAUUUGGGUUAGCCAGUCAAUGUCAUUAAUAAAAAUGGUUAAUCUCUCAAGACAGCAAUGGCUAAGUCUGGACUUGGAUAAAGAAUAGCAUAAGUAACAGGAGUUGGACCUGUAACUGGAAGCACAAAGCAUGUGCCAUAACUAUAUAUGCGCGGUUAUUCUCCCUCAAAGCCAAAAUGGAAAAAAUGA
This is a messenger RNA of Stylonychia lemnae, 3087 nucleotides long. NCBI's taxonomy places the organism in Eukaryota, Ciliophora, Spirotrichea, Sporadotrichida, Oxytrichidae. The record is from the annotation of a GenBank genome assembly.